Molecule: messenger RNA, 891 nt
Organism: Contarinia nasturtii (swede midge)
Lineage: Eukaryota; Metazoa; Arthropoda; Insecta; Diptera; Cecidomyiidae
Exons: 2
Coding region: 55-819 (254 amino acids)
Source: RefSeq, a predicted model, not a curated record
CCGAACGCUGAAAUUUCUGUGAGCAUCAAAAGUUGUGAAAACUUAGUUGAAUAUAUGAAUGGCUUAAAGAAGGUUUUACAAAAAGCAUCUUGUAAAAUGAAGCACUUUAGUAUCAUUGGCAUAAUUUCUGCAAUAAAAAUACGAGUUGACAUGAAUACGUUUUUGAUCUAUUUAUUCAUUCAUCCACUCAUCAUGGAGAGUGAUGCAACAAUGCCGGCAUUCAUUGGUACAUUCAUAAAUCCAUUCGUUAAUCUUCUUUCAUACGUUGGGUUUCCGGUGCAAAAACAUGAUUAUUUUGAUGCAGAAAUUAUGGCUGACGUUCGACAAGUAAACGAGUUUGAAACUCCUGCUAAAGUUGAAGAAAUUGUUGAUGCAAGCGUUAAUUCGAAUUAUAAUCGAAACGAGCAAUUUGAAUGUGGACCAGAAAUACCAAUUUUAUUACUCAACAAUGGAAAACAAAGUCUUAUUAUGAGAUCAACCGAUGGAAGUAAUGUCAUUCAAUGGAAUCAAUAUAAAAAGGUUUCGGAAAUGCGAAUCAAAACAAAAUAUGGCGUUGAUGAGAGUUUGGCAGAAUUUUUGGCUCAAGUUUCACAAAUGAAAGAAAGUAAUACGCCAAAGCGUUAUCGACCUAUGCCACCAACUAUGGUUCAAGGUAGUUGGAAUGAAACAAUCACACAGCCAAUUGCAAACAAACAAAUCAACCGCGAAACUUCUAAAACUGCGCAAAGUACAUGCAAUCAAUGUGAUGAUGAUGCAGAAACAGAUGUUAAAAAUAGACCACACUUUCCGAUUUCGACACCGACAUUUUACCAAUUUUAAGGCUUCGUCCUAUUUAAACAAUUUGGUUACGAAUGGCUUAGACAAUUGAAUAAACGAUUGCAUCAUUCUGAA